Molecule: messenger RNA, 2027 nt
Organism: Oldenlandia corymbosa var. corymbosa
Lineage: Eukaryota; Viridiplantae; Streptophyta; Magnoliopsida; Gentianales; Rubiaceae
Source: the annotation of a GenBank genome assembly
CAAAAAUCCCUUUUCGUCCGUCCAAAAGUUCAGUUCCAAAAAAAAAACACCAAAAAAAAGUCCACAAGUCCAAAUAAUGAACAAGACGUGAGUAAAAAUUAUUUUAAGCGUAUUGGGACUAAAUUAAGUAUACUGUCUCUCUCUAUAUAUAUAUUUCGCGGCGCUCUCUCUCCCCCUCAUCCUCAUAUUCUCUAAUGUUGAUUGUUGGAUAGUUUACUACUAUUCAGUAUUCACUUCUCACCCUCCGCUCUACCAAAUUGACUCUACAGCAUCCUUUGCCCAUUAACCAAAACAAACCAAAAAAAAAAAAAAAGAAAAUUAAUUAAGAGAAGUACAAGUUUUUCACGAAAGCAGUCAAACAUAAUGCAUCUGGCUUUAGUUAGCUGGAUUCUCUUUACCCUUUUAGUUGUGAUCUUGAGUUUGUGUCAAGUAAAGAAUAAAGGGAAGAAAAGAUCCGAUGAAGUGAAACUGCCACCAGGGCCGCGGAAGCUUCCCAUCAUUGGAAAUAUACAUAAUUUGAUGAUGGGUUCACUUCCUCAACAAGCUCUCACAAAUUUAGCCCGGAAACAUGGAGAUCUGAUUCACCUUCAGCUGGGGGAAGUUUCAACCAUUGUCGCAUCCUCGGCCCAACUAGCGAAAGAGAUUCUGAAGACAAAUGGUACUGCUUUUGCAAAUAGGCCCGAAUUCCUCGUUGGGAAGAUCAUAUUGUACAACUAUUCAGACAUCACUUUUGCUCCAUACGGAGAUUACUGGAGACAGAUGCGAAAAAUAUGUAUUUUGGAACUCCUUAGUUCCAAAAAUGUUCGAUCAUUUGGUUCCAUCCGCCAAGACGAGGCUUUGCAGCUCGUUUCAUCGAUUCGGGAGGAGGCAACUACUUCUCAUGGAUCCAAAAGACCCGUAAAUGUAACCCAAAAGAUUUCCUCAUACACAAGUUCGGUGAUUUGUAGAGCCGUAUUCGGUCGAGCAUUUGGACGGCAUCGAGACAUACUGUUGCAAUUGGUGAAGGAAGUUGUAGUGCGAUCCAGUGGGUUUGACGUUUCUGACAUUUUUCCAUCCUGGAAAAUUCUUCAUUACUUUAGCUCCAAGCCAAAGAUGCUGCAGUUGCGCAACAAGAUUGAUAAGAUUUUGGAUACCGUAAUUCAAGAGCAUGUCGAGAAUCGAGCUAGAACCAAAACUGGGUACGGAGAUUUCGGGCAAGAAGACCUCAUUGAUGUUCUGUUGAGAGUCCAAGAAAUUGGUGAUCUUCAGUUCCCAAUUACCAACAACAAUAUCAAGGCUAUAUUAAUAGAUAUGUUCACAGCUGGAUCUGAAUCUUCAUACAUCGUGGUAGAAUGGGCAAUGACAGAAAUGAUGAGGAAUCCGCGGGUCCUGGUGAAAGCACAGAGUGAAUUACGAAAAGCAUUGCCUUUGGAGAAAAGAACAAUUGAAGAAACUGAUAUUCACAAGGUUAGUUACUUGAAGUUGGUUAUUAAAGAAACCUUACGACUUCAUUUCCCUACAGCUCUGAUUCUUAGGGAGAACAUAGGGGAGUGUGAAAUCGACGGGUAUGUCAUUCCUCCGAAAACUAGAGUUUUAAUUAAUGCAUGGGCAAUUGCAAGGGACUCUAGGUACUGGGAGGACCCUGAAAGUUUCAUACCGGAAAGAUUUGAGGACAAUUCGGUCGACUUCAUUGGAACUAGUUAUGAGUUUCUACCAUUUGGUUCUGGAAGGAGAAUCUGUCCUGGAAUUUCAUUUGGUAUAAGUAUUAUUGAAGUUCCUUUAGCUAAUUUGUUAUACUAUUUUGAUUGGAAACUCCCGGAUGAUCCUAAUAAUACUAGUUUAGAUAUGACGGAGACCUAUGGAUUAGCUGCAGCAAAGAAAAAUAACCUUUUGUUGGUCCCUUCUAUGUAUGAAUCCCUCGGUACACUUUAAGCCGAAACUAAUUAUAUCUAUUUUGACUUCUGUACGAUUAUGCUCGAUCAAUUAAACGAUGUAUUCGUUUUGUAAAACAUUUUAUACUUUAGUUCAAAGUGAUGCAUUAAUCCAAU